Aspergillus chevalieri is the source of this 735-nucleotide messenger RNA. Its product is annotated as phosphatidylglycerophosphatase. The record is from RefSeq and is a predicted model, not a curated record. Gene Ontology annotation, molecular function: phosphatidylglycerophosphatase activity. The coding region runs from base 1 to 735 and encodes 244 amino acids. Lineage: Eukaryota; Fungi; Ascomycota; Eurotiomycetes; Eurotiales; Aspergillaceae. The transcript has a single exon.
AUGACAAACACAAACCUCCGCGGCUUCACCCAAGCCGUCCGCACCCUCCUCACAACACCCUCCCAAUUCCUCCCUCACCUCACAAUCCCAACCUUCACGCAUCUCCCCGAGAACAUCGGUCCACACCUCCAACAAACACCACCAACAACCGAAAACCCCACGACAAAGUCACCAGUAAUCCGCGCCCUAGUGCUCGACAAAGACAACACUCUCUGCCCCCCGAAAACAACAACCUUCCCUCCCCAAAUCCUCUCCAAACUCGAACUCCUGCGCAAAUCCCCAACAUCCCCAUUCAAUCAACAAACCUCUCCGUCAUCGAUAUUAAUAGUCUCAAACCGCGCAGGCAGCCAUCCGCGCUACGACGCCGAAAUACACUCCCUCGAAUCCAGCCUCGCACACCUCCAAAUCCCCGUCUUUAGACUUCCCGCGGGGAUCGAGAAGAAGCCGUUCUGCGGUGACGCUGUUGUGGAAUGGUUCCGGGAGCGGGGGAUUGUUGAGCGGGCGGAUGAGAUUGCGGUUGUGGGGGAUCGGUUGGGGACGGAUGUGGUUAUGGCAAGUAUGAUGGGGGCGUGGAGUGUUUGGUGUCGGGAUGGGGUGUAUGAGGGGGUUGAGGCUGGGAAAGGGAGGCCGGGGAUGAAUAUGUUGGAGAGGAUGGAGUUGUUGCUGGAGAGGUAUUUGAGGGAGUCGAGGGGGUUGUGUGCGCCACCGCCGAAGGGGUGGAAUGGCAGUUCGUAG